Messenger RNA from Ctenopharyngodon idella (grass carp), 3250 nucleotides. RefSeq names its product protein kinase C, eta, a (gene prkcha). NCBI's taxonomy places the organism in Eukaryota, Metazoa, Chordata, Actinopteri, Cypriniformes, Xenocyprididae. The coding region runs from base 525 to 2669 and encodes 714 amino acids. Gene Ontology annotation, molecular function: ATP binding; diacylglycerol-dependent serine/threonine kinase activity. The transcript has 14 exons. Gene Ontology annotation, biological process: protein phosphorylation. The record is from RefSeq and is a predicted model, not a curated record.
CAAAGCUUUCAAAGAUGGUGCACUCAUGGCUUUUUUAAAGAAAAAUAUCUGUAAAGUUUCUCUCCUGCAACACCGUAUCGCUCAGUUUGUCUACCUAAAACAGACUCAGAAGUUAUAAGUAAAAACCGCUCUUAUCUUACACGCGUUUGAGUUCAAACUUCAGCAAAUAUGGACGGAUUGUGAUAGUGUCGAGUAGAACUUUACAAAGCCGAUUUCUUAAUACCUCGCGUAGCGGGUAAAACAGUAGGUUUAAAGAGAGAGCUUGAAAGAAACGGUUAUUGUUAUGAUUGAAUCCCCUGAGGGAGACGAGUAUUCAUGCGUAAACUCCUUCACUUCCCUAUUCAGCCCACUCGCUUCAGUCCUUCCGCAAAGCAGGUGUUUUAAACAGCGCCUUGUUUCAGAUGCAGAGGCUUUUAAGUGGUGUGCGUUUGCGCAUUUACACUCUCCCAUUUAAGUGACACAAUGUCCAAAAUUCAUUAAGUCAGUUAGGAUUAGAUUUGCUAGGCUCCAGUUUAGAGGACAUCAUGAAGUUUAACGGGUAUCUGAAGUUGCGCAUCGGCGAAGCGGUGGACCUGAAGCCCACGACCACCUCUUUGCGACACGCCGUGAUGUUCAACAAAGCGAACCAGACCUUGGACCCGUAUAUCAUCGUAAAAGUGGACGAGUAUAAAAUCGGACAGACACAUACCAAGCAAAAAACCAACAUGCCCACUUAUAACGAGGAGUUCUCCGUUAACGUCAACAGCGGCAAGCAAUUAGAGUUGGCCGUUUUUCAUGACGCACCGAUCGGGUACGAUGACUUCGUGGCCAACUGCACCAUCCAGUUUGAUGAUCUGAUGAAGAGUACGAACAGAGAGGAGUCUUUUGAAGGAUGGGUUGACCUUGAGCCUGAGGGUAAGGUCUACAUCCAUGUUAAUCUCACGGGCUCAUUUAUAGACGAUGACACUGGAGGAAACGCACGUACCUAUAAGGAAUUUAAUCGAGUACGGCAGCAGGCAGUCCGAAGGAAAAUCCACCAAGUUAACGGGCACAAGUUCAUGUCGACCUUCCUAAAGCAACCAACGUUCUGCUUCCACUGCAAAGAAUUUAUAUGGGGUGUUUUUGGAAAACAGGGCUACCAAUGUCAAGUGUGCACCUGUGUGGUGCACAAGCGAUGCCAUCAGUUUGUGGUUACGGUGUGUCCACGCAUGAAGAAGCCUGCCAAGGAACAGACUACAAAUCAGGGUUUCAGUAUAAACAUUCCCCAUAAGUUCAACAUCCACAAUUAUAAGGUUCCUACCUUCUGUGACCACUGUGGCUCUCUGCUGUGGGGCCUCGUACGGCAAGGAUUGCACUGCAAAAUUUGUAAAAUGAACGUCCAUAUCCGCUGUAAGGGAAAUGUUGCACCAAAUUGUGGAGUCAACAAUGUAGAACUGGCCAAUAAACUGGCGGAAAUGGGCCUUCAGCCAGGAGGAAUGACCAAACGGAACUCCAUGGGUCUGGCAGGUAUGGACACUCAGUCCCGGACGUUGAGUGUGAGAGGAGAUCGAAGGGAAUCUAAAAAAGAGCAGAGUUGGAAACUGGGAAUUUCAAACUUCACGCUUUUGCAGGUGUUGGGAAAAGGCAGCUUUGGCAAGGUGAUGCUGGUCCGGUUGAAUGAUUCAGAUCAAGUGUUUGCAGUGAAGGUCUUGAAGAAAGAUAUCAUACUGCAGGAUGAUGAUGUGGAGUGCACCAUGACAGAAAAACGAGUGUUAUCCCUCGCUUCCUCUCAUCCUUACCUCACUCAGCUCUUCUGCUGCUUCCAGACACCGGAUCGUUUGUUCUUUGUAAUGGAGUUUGUGAAUGGAGGAGAUCUGAUGUUUCAUAUUCAGAAAUCCAGAAAGUUUGAGGAGAACAGAGCCAGAUUCUACACAGCGGAGAUCACGUCUGCUCUCAUAUUCCUUCACAGCAAGGGGAUUAUAUACAGGGAUCUGAAGUUGGAUAACGUUCUGCUGGAUAAGGAUGGUCAUUGUAAACUGGCUGAUUUUGGCAUGUGUAAGGAGGGAAUGUUUGAGGGUCUUGUCACAGGAACCUUCUGUGGAACUCCUGAUUACAUUGCUCCAGAGAUCCUUCAGGAGAUGCUGUACGGGCCGUCGGUUGAUUGGUGGGCUCUCGGUGUGCUUCUGUAUGAGAUGCUGUCUGGCCACGCCCCCUUUGAGGCAGAGAAUGAGGAUGACCUUUUUGAGUCCAUCCUGACCGAAGAAAUUGUCUACGCUUCCUGGCUCGGCACAAAUGCUGUGAACAUAUUGAAAGGGUUUCUGACAAAGAAUCCAUCCCGCCGUCUGGGUUGUGUGGCUGUAGAGGGUGGAGAGACUGCUGUAACCAGUCACGCAUUUUUUACUGGCAUUGACUGGGACAAACUAAACCGGCGAGAGCUUGACCCACCUUUCAAGCCCAGAAUUAAAACUGCAGAAGAUGUGAAUAAUUUUGAUCCAGACUUCACCCAAGAGGAACCUACGCUUACGCCCAUUGAUGACGGCAUCAUUCCAUCCAUCAAUCAGGACGAGUUCCGUGACUUCUCCUUUACCUCUCCUGAACUCUUGAAAGUUGUUUCGGAAAUGCAAAGUAGAGACGAAGAAACGUGUGAUGUUAUGAAGAAGGAACGGAAUGCAGGAGAAUUCGGUGAUGUGAUAGAUCCAAAUGAAUUGUGACAAUAGAAACUUGCCGGAGCAGUCUAAAAGAACAUUUGGAUAGCAGUUUAUCAAAGCCGGUUCAUUUCAGUGGCCUAGCUUUAUGAUGUUUCUGCUUUAGCACAACAGUAUAAUUAUCUUUGUGUCAGAUGCAUCGUGAGUGAUAAGCAAAGAUCUCCAUGAGAUGCUUUAUUCCAGAAGACACCAGUUUACAUCAAUCUGAUCAACAGAUGAGCUGGUCUAUAUUUAACUGAUGUAACAGUGUUCAUAUCUAAAUGUUUAGGAAACUUGAUUUGACCCCUCUGCACUUGCUGUCUCCAACACAGACAACUGUCAUGCAGAAGCAUCACUAAUUCUUUCAGAAUCAUUCUGUUGUCAUGGAACCAGUUUCAAAAUCAGACCCAUGAGAAUGUAUUUUAAAUGGAAACUCUAGUUUUGUAAAAUAUUUUCAUACAUUUCAGUUUACGUGUGCAGUUUGUUGUUUUGUCUAUUUGUUUGUUUGUUUACUAUUACGUUUUAGGUCAGAAUUUCACCCUUGAUUCACUCCAGCAUCUGUAGAUGUAUUUUAUUUUUGAUAAAGGUUGCAGUAUUGAGUUCUCUUA